UUUCCUUGUGGAGUCUGAAGCGUGGCCACGCCCCGGUCACAGAAAAAAUCCGUGUGACGUCAUAAAACCUACGCGUCGCGCGGGGAUCGGGAGUUCGCGGACGGUCCCUGGCUCGUUCUGGAGGCCUUGGGACCGCGGAAGAGGCCCCAGACGGUGCAGCGAUGCCUCGCCCACGGCGGGUCAGUCAGCUCCUGGAUCUAUGCCUUUGGUGCUUCAUGAAGAAUAUUUCCAGAUAUAUCACAGACAUUAAGCCUUUGCCUCCCAACAUAAAAGAUAGACUGAUCAAAAUAAUGAGCAUGCAAGGGCGGAUAACAGAUUCAAAUAUAAGUGAGAUUUUACAUCCUGAAGUCCAAACUCUAGACCUACGGAGCUGUGACGUAUCAGAUGCUGCUCUCCUGCACCUGUCUACCUGUAGAAAACUAAAGAAAUUAAAUUUAAAUUGUUCAAAAGGGAAUCGAGCUUCCGUAACUUCAGAAGGAAUAAAAGCUGUGGCUUCAUCUUGUUCAUACCUACAUGAAGCUUCUUUGAAACGAUGCUGCAAUCUCACUGAUGAAGGAGUCGUUGCUCUUGCACUCAAUUGCCAGCUGUUAAAGAUCAUCGAUUUAGGUGGCUGCUUAAGUAUUACUGAUGUGUCCUUACAUGCAUUAGGAAAAAACUGCCCGUUUUUGCAGUGUGUUGACUUUUCAGCUACUCAGGUAUCUGACAGUGGUGUGAUUGCACUUGUUAGUGGACCUUGUGCCAAGAAAUUAGAGGAGAUUCAUAUGGGACAUUGUGUAAAUCUGACUGAUGGGGCUGUUGAAGCUGUCCUUACUUACUGUCCUCAGAUACGUAUAUUACUCUUCCAUGGAUGCCCCUUGAUAACAGAUCACUCACGAGAAGUGUUGGAACAAUUAGUAGGCCCAAACAAACUAAAGCAGGUGACAUGGACUGUUUAUUGAUGCUUUUUUGAAGAUGAUCAACACUAGGAAAGCUUAUCAAAACCACUUUCCCAGGAAACCAUCUACAGAGAUUUGCAUUCUACUUAAUUUAACACUAAUUUUAAUUAUUUCAUUGUCCUUAAGUUAUAACUCUCAGAGAAUUAGUUAAGUCUUUGUAUAUACAUGGUUUGUGCUUAAUUCUUAAAUAUCUUAAUAGUGCUAUUAUUC
Messenger RNA from Saimiri boliviensis boliviensis (Bolivian squirrel monkey), 1145 nucleotides. It is a transcript of the gene AMN1, whose product is annotated as antagonist of mitotic exit network 1 homolog. Gene Ontology annotation, cellular component: cytoplasm; SCF ubiquitin ligase complex. NCBI's taxonomy places the organism in Eukaryota, Metazoa, Chordata, Mammalia, Primates, Cebidae. The record is from RefSeq and is a predicted model, not a curated record. Gene Ontology annotation, biological process: SCF-dependent proteasomal ubiquitin-dependent protein catabolic process. Gene Ontology annotation, molecular function: protein binding.